AUGUCAAGCCUUCUCCCUUUCUCCAACGUUCUCAGAAAUGCACCUCUGAGCUUUGCGCCCAGGCCUAUCUGCUCAAGGGGUCUCCACAGCUCUCCAUUGCCCCUUCGUAAAGCCAAAUCAUCCCAACCCAUCGAAGAAGAAGGCGUCGAAGACGAAGAUAAAUUCGACAACGAUGAUCUAUUCUCAACUUCUUCGACUCCGACGGUAAAAUACCAACUUGACAAAUCGGCUAUCCGACAGUCCAACGUAUCUACCAUCUUAAAACACUCCAAAUUACCUUCAAAGGAGAAGAAGAGAGAUAAAAUAUCGAUCCAAGCUCUGAGGCAGGUCGUGGCGUGUAGUGAGUCUGAUGAAGCGGCGGAACUGAAACAUGUUGUCAGGGCUUGGAGAGUAGGUGGGUUGAAGGUUAGCAAAACAACGGCGAGGGAGAUUGUCGGUCGAUUGUGUAAUCUUGGUAAACCAGAGUUAGCUUCUGAGCUUGUCUCAAAUAGAAUACAUUACGGUCUACCAGACCUGGACCAACCCACACUCCUCAAGCUUCAUCACUCCCUCCUAUCCUCUUCCCUUCCUCCUCCUAACCUCCCUCCUACUCAACCCGUAUCCCCCACUCUUGCCCUUCUCCGUCUCAGUCUCGCCUCUCAAACCGAGGGCACCAGCCCCGAACAGAUAACCUCCAGUCUCGCCUCAUCGCCCAAGGGUAGGACGUGGAAACCCACCAAAGCUAUUGAAGAAUGGACGAACGAGGCCAAGCAGAGAUUGAAUGCUGUGGGUGGAGUUUGGGCGGAACAGGCAAGGAAGAUAGAAAUCAGCUAA
Messenger RNA from Kwoniella mangroviensis CBS 8507, 813 nucleotides. RefSeq lists its product as uncharacterized. The coding region runs from base 1 to 813 and encodes 270 amino acids. The transcript is spliced from 4 exons. NCBI's taxonomy places the organism in Eukaryota, Fungi, Basidiomycota, Tremellomycetes, Tremellales, Cryptococcaceae. The record is from RefSeq and is a predicted model, not a curated record.